AUGGUCGUAGACAAGAACGACCACCCGCGCGUUAUUAGAAACCCGGGUUUGAAGAGGUCGAAGGGUUUUAGUCGCCGAGAUGUAGCAAACAAUUCAUCACCAGAGAGGAGGAAUCCUGCCGAGGGGAAGAUUUAUGUGUCGUCGGGGGCGUACGUUGGGGACGACAGCGUGGCGUUCCAGCUGCACUUCUGCACUGCUGACUCCAGACCCGGGCGGCCCCCGAAGAGAACCCAGAGCGUGACAUCGCCGGAGAACCCUCACAUCAUGCCGCACACUGUCCCCGGUCUCAUGUCCCCCGGCAUGAUGCCACCCACAGGUCUGACGGCGGCGGCGGCGGCGGCUGCCAACGCGGCCAUCGCCGAGGCCAUGAAGGUGAAGAAGAUCAAGCUGGAGGCCAUGGGCGGCUACCACGCCGGCGCCAACCACCACGGGGCUGACGGUGAGAACGGAGACCUCGGCUCCAGCGUGGGCCUGGAGCUCCCCUUCAUGAUGAUGCCCCACCCCCUGAUCCCCGUCAGCCUGCCGCCGGCCUCCGUCACCAUGGCGAUGAGCCAGAUGAACCACCUCAGCACCAUCGCCAACAUGGCCGCCGCCGCCCACAGCCAGAGCCUGCCCUCGAGGAUGGUCACCUCUGUCAUCAAGGGUAUGCAGGAGCGGAUCCCGGACAGUCCCUCCCCCGCCCCGUCCUUGGAGGACCACAGGAGGCCCGGCAGCCACCCGUCGUCCCACCGCAGCAGCAGCGUGUCCAGCUCGCCGGCCCACACAGAAAGCUCCUCGGACAGAAUACCGCCACACCACAACGGCCUGUCCAUGAACCAGGUCCUGCUGGGCUUGUCCCCCAACAUGCCGCCCGGGCCUAAGGAGGGAGACUUGGCGCACGACAUGAGCCACGAGCUGAAAAGGAUGCACGCUGAAAAAGAUGAUAACCCCAUGUGCACGCCCACAGCCAGAGAUAGCUACGAGCGCUUGUCACUGGCCGGGCAGACUCUCCCUCCAGGCUUCCCCUCGCCAUUUCUCUUCCCAGACGGACUGUCGUCAAUAGAGACGCUCCUCACCAACAUUCAGGGCCUGCUGAAGGUGGCCAUCGACAACGCGCGGGCUCAGGAGAAGCAGGUCCAGCUGGAGAAGACGGAGCUGAAGAUGGAGCUGUUCCGUGAGCGGGAACUCCGGGAGACUCUGGAGAAGCAGCUGGCCAUGGAGCAGAAGAACAGAGCCAUCAUCCAGAAGCGCCUGAAGAAGGAGAAGAAGGCAAAGAGGAAACUGCAAGAAGCUCUGGAAUACGAAUCCAAGAGGAGAGAGCAGAUGGAGCAGACUCUCAAGCAGCCGUCACCGGCAGACAGCAUGCGCUCGCUCAACGGCGGCCAGGCUGACUUUGCGACGUCCGGGUGGAUGUUUAACGGCGCUGAUCUCUUUUCUCCCGCAGACGCUCUGACCCCUGAGAUGGAGAGCGAGCGCAGCGGUGGAAGAACAGAUGCUGAAAGGACAAUACAAGAUGGAAGACUCUUCCUGAAAACGGCGGUGAUGUACUGAGCUGCAAGGCGGGAAUAUCAGAAGAGAAAAAAACAGGUGGAAGACGGGAGGAAAAAACAAAAGAAGAUUGAAAAGAGGACAACCCGUGACGAUUGGCCAGAGUUCAUUUCCAUGGCGACAAGACGGCGAAAGGUUUUGUGGGAAUGUAGAAUAAGAAGAAGAAUUGUCGGGCUGGUAGAUUUGGCUUGGCGGCCACUCAUCCAGCCAGCCAGCGACCACAGCACCCAAGACCUUUUGGAUCAUCCGCACCGGAAUUCUUUUGUACUUCAAAUUGAAUUUUUCAAGAAGAAAAUCAACAAAUUGUGCUGGUGGGAAGUUUUCUAAAUUCGAUACAAUCAAGUUUCCUUUCUGCCAUGCGUUGUACAUAGGAUGCUAACAAUGCUACGCUUGCUAAGUGUACAUAUAGAAGUAGACGCUAUUAGGCAAACCUGUUCUAUUAUUAUUAUUAUUAUUAUUAAUACACCUUCUCAUUCUUCUCUACCUGAGCCGUCAUUCUUUCCUAUAGCGCCCACUACUGGUGAGGAAGCAUGCAGGCAUGAUGUAAAUGUUUGUCCUGGAGUCGUGAUAUUUAACCAUAAAAUCCUAUAUUGUGUUUCUCCACUGAAGCCCUUUUUAUAUUUCUUUGUUUGGGGGGCCGGGGGGACGGGGGGGGGGCACGACCACAACAAAACCAGAAUCCAGUUGAAGACUUUGUCCUCUGUAGUCUUUGGAACACAUUUCGUGUACAGCCCCUUCAAAUCGGCACUUUUUUUUCUUUGUUUUGUUAAAGAAAAAGCAAAAUCCGCUUGAAGAACAAUCAUAUUUGUGCAACAAGAUGUUUUAUUUUUUGCCCUUUAUGGUUUCCCACGGGACAAAAAGAAUUGUUUUUCCAGUUUUUUGCUUCACCUUAAAGACUUUUAAACUUGUGUAUAUUCUUAUUAUUAACAGUCUUUCCACUGAGACCAGUUUGUGGGGCGGAGUUCUGAAAUGGUUUUGAGUGAAAAUGUUCAAAUCAAAAGAAGAAAAAACUCAGAUGUUGAAAGAUGUGUGUGGUUUUUUAGAGGCGGGUGGCUUGGGGGCUCGGUUUAGGGCGAUGGCGUCCUUUAUAGACUGUUUUAAAACAGUUAAAGGCAUACUCUAUGCUUUCAAAUCAUGUAAAGACUCCCUUUUGUUCACAGACUCUUGUGGGGUUUUGUCAGUGGAUGGCUUGGGGGCCCCGGUUUUGGGGGCGGAGUCCUUAAUUGAUUGUUCCAAAAGGGUUUAAGGCAUACUCUAUGCAUUAAAAUCAUAUAAAGAACCUCUUAUGUUCACAGAAUCUUGUGGAGUUUUGGAGGUGGGUGGCAUAGGGGCCCCGGUUUGGGGCGUGGCGUCCUUAAUGGAGUGUUUCGAAACGGUUUAAGGCAUACUCUAUGCAUUCACAUUAUUAAAAAACCCUAAUGUUCAUAGAAUCUUGUAGCGUUUUGGAGGUGAGUGGCUUAGGGGCCCCGGUUUGGGGGGUGGAGUCCUUAAUGGAUUGUUUAGAAACAGUUUAAGGCAUUCUCCAAGUGUUCACAUCAUUUAAAACGUUAUGUUCACAGAAUCUUGUAAGGUUUUGGAGGUGGGUGACUUGGGGGCCCCGGUUUGGCGGCGUGCAGUCCUUAAUGGAUUGUUUCAGAAGGGUUUAGGGCAUACUCUAUGCAUUAAAAUCAUAUAAGGACCCCCUUAUGUUUACAGAAUUUUGUGGAGUUUUGGAGGUGGGUGGCAUAGGGGCCCCGAUUUGGGGAGUGGCGUCCUUAAUGGAGUGUUUCGAAACGGUUUAAGGCAUACUCUAUGGGUUCACACCAUUUAAAAAAACUUUAUGUUCACAGAAUCUUGUGAGGUUUUUGAGGUGGGUGACUUGGGGGCCUCAGUUUGGGGGUUAGAGUCCUUAAUGGAUUGUUUUGAAACGGUUUAAGGCAUACUCUAGGCGUUAAAAUCAUAUAAAGACCCCCUUGUGUUCACAGAAUCUUGUAGAAUUUUGGAGCUGGGUGGCAUAGGGGCCCCGGCGUCCUUAAUGGAGUGUUUUGAAACGGUUUAAGGCAUACUCUAUGCGUUCACAUCAUUAAAAAACCCUAAUGUUCAUAGAAUCUUGUAGAGUUUGGGAGGUGAGUGGCUUAGGGGCCCCAGUUUGGGGGGUUAGAGUCCUUAAUGGAUUGUUUCGAAAGGGUUUAAGGCAUACUCAAUGCGUUAAAAUCCUAAAAAGAAAACCUUAUGUUCACAGAAUCCUGUGAGGUUUUGGUGGUAGGUGACUUGGGGUCCCCCGUUUGGGUGGGGGAGUCCUUAAUGGAUUGUUUCGAAAGGGUUUAAGGCAUACUCUAUGCGUUCACAUCAUAUAAAGAUCCUCUUAUGAUCACAGAAUCUUGUGGAGAAUUUGAAGGUGGGUGGCCUCCUAAUGGACUGUUUCAAAACUGUGUUCAAAUCACAUAAAGACCCUCUUAUGUUCACAGACUCUUGUGGGGGUUUUAGAGGUGGGUGGCUUUGGGGUCACUGUUAGAGGGCGGUAUCCCCAAUGGAGUGGCUCGAACCACUUUUGCACAUAUUUUCUAAUCCGAAGAGAAAAAAAAACUAUGUUGACAUAUGUAGGGUUUUUUGGGGUGUGGGGCGGCGGGGUGGGGGGGGCUAACUUGGGAGCAAGGUUGGAGGGCGUCAUCCCAAAGAACAGUUUUGGGUGUACAUACCCCGUUAGAUGAAGCAGAGCCUCCAUUGUUCACAAACUUAAGUGGUAGUUUUUGGGGUUGGGUGGCCUUGGGGGCUGGGUUAGAGGGUGAGAUCCACCAGCUGAAAAAAACAAACCGGUUGUGGACUUGAGUGAGGUUCUUUAACGGGGUGGGGCGGUUUAAGGGGCGGACAUCCUCCAUGGAGGAGCUUGAACAAGUUUUGUGCGUACAUAGAGGAGAAAAGGGGGCCUGCCAUGUCAACAAAUGUGUGGGUUCUGUGGGAGACGGGUGGCUUGGGGGCUCAGUUAGUGGGCGGCUUCUUCUAUGUGUCACUGAUAACUUAUAUAGCUGUUUUUUUUCUCCCUCUCUCCAAAUCAUCUCUUCACUGUACUUCCAAUAAAGUUGACAAUAAAAACAUUGUGAGAAUAAAGAGGGGCGGCACCUUCUUUAUGUGCUCAUAUUAAUCAUGUAUUACUGUAUGUAUUGUAUGGGGGCGGGGGGAAAGGGCGGUGGUCCACAUAAAAAAGAGCAUUGCUGUACUGUAGAAAAUGACUGAGCAUAUUGUUCUUCUCUUCGUAUAGCAAGGAAAGAAAAUGUAUAAGAAUAAUCUGCUGUGACUUUUGUUCCCCUCUGGUGGGGGCGGGGCGGUGUCCACCUUUGACCUCCACAUGUGUUUUUUUGUUUAAUGCGUAGGCCAAUUGGAAACACACAGUAUGUAAAUGAGGGUGACUGUAAAUAAAUUAUUCCCCGUGUUCUUUCAA
Entelurus aequoreus (snake pipefish) is the source of this 4945-nucleotide messenger RNA. Its product is annotated as dachshund homolog 1-like. NCBI's taxonomy places the organism in Eukaryota, Metazoa, Chordata, Actinopteri, Syngnathiformes, Syngnathidae. The record is from RefSeq and is a predicted model, not a curated record. The transcript is spliced from 12 exons. Bases 1 to 1530 code for a protein of 509 amino acids.